CCCGAAGAUGCAAAGGUGGCCAGUAUACGUGACUGGCCACGACCCCAGUCUGUGACUGAGGUCAGAUCAUUCUUGGGAAUGUGUGGUUAUUACCGCAAUUUCGUAAAGAACUAUAGUACGAUCGCAUCUCCCUUGACUGAUCUAACUCGACUUGACACAAUAUGGGACUGGACCGACGAGUGUGAGGCAGCUUUCAAGCGUUUGAAGCAUGCUCUCACGCACCAUGAGGUUCUCAUGGUACCCGACCCGCAAAGGCCAUUUGUUGUAACCACUGACACAAGCCAAUAUGAGAUUGGCGCAGUGCUGGCUCAGCAGGAAGGGAAGAAGUUGAGACCGAUCGAGUACAUGCCUUCAAAGAAGUUGGCAAAGUCCACCUACGAGAGGGAGCUCUAUGCUCUUUACAAGGCACUUGUCCACUUGAGGCACUAUCUGUUAGGAAGGUUCUUCUACUUGAGAACUGACCAUCAGACCCUCAAGUGGAUCAAGACGCAACCAGUUCUCUCCGAUGCACUCAAACGCUGGAUUGAAGUCAUAGAUCAAUAUGAUUUCAAACUAGACUAUUUGAAGGGAGAAUACAACAAGGUUGCAGAUGCGUUGUCUAGGAGGGCAGAUUACCUAGGUGCGCUGAUUUCUGAGUUUGGUUUGUUUGAGGACGUGACUCGAUCGUUGGGAGAAGCCUACAAGGAAGAUCCCAUCACGAUGGACAUCAUUAACAAACUUCAGGCCAAAGACAAGGCCACCUCUGAUGAGUUUGUGAUGGUGGAUGGGUUACUCUUUCUUGAGAAGGCAGGGUUCAAAAGGUUAGUUGUUCCGUCUAGGGAAACUUUGCGUAGUUUAUUUUUAGGUGAGUGCCACGACGCAAUUGGACACUUCGGCUAUAAGAAGAUUAGUGCUAAUUUAGUACAACGAUUCUGGUGGCCUAACAUGCUUGACGAUGUGAAGAAGUAUGUGGAGACCUGUCAGGUCUGUCAAGGGGACAAGCCGCGGACUCAAGCUCCGCUUGGGUUACUCAAGCCCCUACCCAUUCCUGCUGGCCCAGGGCAGAGUAUCUCCGUGGACUUCAUGGAUACUCUUGUGACCAGCAAGAAUGGCAAGAGGCACAUUUUCGUCAUAGUAGAUAGGUUAACUAAGUACGCUAGACUAAUCGCCAUGCCAGAGACUGGCAGGACUGAGCACGUUAUCAAGUUGUUCAUGGACAACUGGGUGCGUGACUUUGGACUUCCGAAGACCAUCGUUAGUGACAGAGAUGUGAGAUUCACAAGCGAGAUGUGGAAGAAGACCGCUGAACAGAUGGGCAGCCAGCUUCGGAUGACUUCUGGGAAUCAUCCCGAAGCAAACGGGCAGGCUGAACAGAUGAACCGAGUGGUGCAGCAUCUGCUGAGGCAUUACAUCAAGCCCAGCCAGGGCGACUGCGAUGAGAAGUUACCUCUCAUCGCCAGUCUGUACAACAACGCUGUACACAGACCAUCGGUGUCAGUCCUAAUCAACUACAUCUGGGAUGGAAGCCUAGAUAUGCUCUAGACUUCCUUCUGCCUGAAAACCGAACUGCUGCAACUCCUGGAACCAUUGAAUUUG
Molecule: messenger RNA, 1575 nt
Organism: Chara braunii
Lineage: Eukaryota; Viridiplantae; Streptophyta; Charophyceae; Charales; Characeae
Source: the annotation of a GenBank genome assembly